CACUCGGGGCGCGCUGGAGCCGCUCGCACGUGCCGUCCCGCAGCGCUCUGUGUCUGCCGCCGCCAUGAGCUGCCCCGUGACGUGCGCCGCCUGGGUGCGGUGCGGCGUUGCCAAGGAAACGCCGGACAAGGUGCAGCUCAGCGAGGAGGAGCUGAAACGUCUCAUCGAGGAGGCCCAGGACAGGCUGGGGGAUGACGCUGAUGGUAGUGAUGAAGGCCAGAUGGAACAUGGCACGAAUGUAGCCAUUCCCGGCAGAGCUAAGUCUUCUCAUAACAAUGAAGACCUGUCUGGUGAUGAACUGGAUGAAUAUGAUUUGGAAAAUUAUGAUGAAGAGGAACACACAGGUGAUCUAAAACUUGGAGACUCUUUGGCUACUCUGGCAGUAUAUGGGAGUAAUGAUCAUGAUCCUUACAUCACUCUAAAAACCACUGAUCAAUAUGAAGAGGAGGACUUUUUGAUUAAGCCCAGUGACAAUCUUGUCCUUUGUGGCAGAGCUGAUAAAGACUACUGUAGUUUGGAGGUCCAUGUUUAUAAUCAUGAAGAGAACUCAUUUUAUGUACAUCAUGAUAUUAUCUUGCCUGCUUACCCUCUAAGUCUGGAGUGGUUGAAUUUUGAUCCUAGUCCUGAUGAAUCACUAGGAAAUUAUGUUGCAGUGGGUAACAUGACCCCGGUUAUUGACAUUUGGGACCUUGAUAUAGUAGAAUCCUUAGAACCAGUCUUUUCUCUUGGAAGCAAGAAAGAGAAAAAGAAGAAAAAGAAAGUAAAGAAAAGUUUAUCUUCAGAAGGGACGGUGAAAGGACAUACUGAUGCUGUGCUUGAUCUUUCAUGGAAUAAACAAAGCAGGAAUGUUUUAGCAAGUGCGUCUGCUGACAAUACUGUAAUUUUGUGGGAUAUGUCUGUGGGUAAGCCAGCAGCCAGCCUGAUGCUACAUACAGACAAGGUCCAGACAUUGCAGUUUCAUCCGUUUGAAACUCAGACCCUUAUUUCUGGAUCUUAUGAUAAAUCAGCUGUUCUGUAUGAUUGCAGAAACCCACAAGAUAACCAUCGAAUGUGGCGGUUUAGUGGUCAGGUUGAAAGAGUAACCUGGAAUCAUUUUUCACCUUGUAAUUUCUUAGCAAGCACAGAGGAUGGCUUUGUGUACUGUCUGGAUGCUCGUUCUGAUAAGCCACUGUUUACUCUGAAAGCUCACGAUGAAGAGGUGUCAGGGCUACAACUAAGCAGUCAGAUUAAAGGGUGCCUCGUGACAUCAUCUGCUGACAAAUACGUGAAAAUUUGGGAUAUCCUGGGAGACAGACCAAGUUUAAUCCAUUCCAGGGACAUGAAAAUGGGUGUUCUCUUCUGUGCAGCUUGCUGCCCUGACUUCCCAUUUGUUUUUGCCUUUGGAGGAGAGCGAGAAGGGCUGCGUGUUUGGGAUAUAAGCAAGAUUUCUGCAGUGAAUGAAGUUUUUGGAAACAGAGAGAGACAUGUUCUGGCUAGUGCCAAUUCUGUGGCUUACAGCUCCGUGGCCGGCAGUAGCAGCAACGAUGUGGAGACAGCAAUGGAAUCGUGAUGGACCAUCAAAAAAUCAAAGCAUUUCGGCCUGAAACGUGAAGGCACAGAGGAACAUUUUGAGUAUCAGCCUAACCCCCUGACUUAAAUGCUUUGUUUAUAGCAUCAGGAACCUAAUCAAGGAAUGCAAGUCAAACAAUUUCCUCACAUUUAAAAGGAACACCCAAAUGCCUUAGCCCAGGCCAGAAGUUAAAUGAUACUCUUAUCCUCUUGUGAAGUGCUUCCCUCUCCACACACUAGAAGGUGUCUGUUAAAGUGCUGCUGCUGCAAAAAUGCCCUGGGUAUUAAAGCAACUGGUAUUAUAGUGUCAGUGCAUGUAGCUGACAAGAUCUUACUGCUGCUUUCCACCCUAGCUUGUUGUAACUCAUUCUGGUGAGGUAAAGCAGAUAAAUUGUAUCAGUACAAAGGGCAGAUGGGGGAAAGGCAGGGCUGUAGAUUUCCUUCCCAUUCCUUGAAGUUAGGUUGCUGCUUCUAAAUCCCAUUCAGCUGUUUCUAGUCUGGUGACAGGUGUUUAGCAUGGCUCUGCAGGAACCUAGAAUAUGUUAUCUCUACUUCUGGUAUUAACUGGCACAGUAGCUCUAGAAGUCGCUUUUUGUUUUAGGAAGAAAUUGUGUUACUGCAAGCAACACAUCUUUCCCUUGACUUAGCAAAAUCCCUCAACCUGUCUUUCUGGAGCUUUUUAUUCACAUACUGAUCUCAGAGGACAAGCGUUAGGCAUUUUCAGGCUUGAAGAACCCAGGGAGCUCUCUAGGAAAUACAGUGUACAGGGAGAGGCACAGAUGAACUUCGGCUGUUUAGGGCAAGAACUGGAGCUGGAGCCUCUUUCACGAGGGAACCUCCAACUACCUCAUCAGAGAGCAGAGCUCAGCUUACUGUUCUUUUACAGCACUGCCAGAGGAGCCACACAGCAAAUUUACAAGGUUUAAAAACAAGUUCUUAGCUGUACCGCUUCAUGGAGGUGCCCCUACCCAUACCUUGUCCCAGGAAAGCUUGGGAGAGACAGAUGAUGAAAAAGUGGUGUUACUUCUCUUAGCAUCAUUAUCAGAAAUAGGAAACUCUUUUUCAGAAAGAGUUAAUAUUAAAAAAGAACAUUAGAAAAGAGCCACAUUUUAAAUUUUUUUAAAUGAAAACAAGCAAAUGAAAUACAUCUUCAUUCCAUAAAUAAUAAUAGCAGCAAACUGUCCCAUCACUCUAGGUGGUAAAAGGUUUACAGCACAAGUAGUAAUAUAUACUGUAAACACUGCCUGAUCAUCUGUAAGCCUCUUCCUUACUGAGUCUAUACAGUCUUUACCUCUUCACUUGCUUACAUGUUCUAGUGAACUAGAGUGAGAAGAGGAAAUAACUGUUCUCCGAAAGCCAAUGUUUGAUUUUCUGUAGUGGGGUAAUUGCUUUGUCUGCAAAUGCUGAUUUUACUGGCUUUUUUUUUUUUUUAACACAAAGCUGCUUUUCUUAUUUUUUAGAAGGAAACCUGAGCAUUGACAGUCUUUGUUCUGUGCCAAACUACAGCCUUCAGUUUAAAAAUAUUAAAAAGAAAAAGGCAUCAACUGCCA
Harpia harpyja (harpy eagle) is the source of this 3098-nucleotide messenger RNA. RefSeq names its product PWP1 homolog, endonuclein (gene PWP1). Gene Ontology annotation, cellular component: nucleus. Lineage: Eukaryota; Metazoa; Chordata; Aves; Accipitriformes; Accipitridae. The record is from RefSeq and is a predicted model, not a curated record. The transcript is spliced from 16 exons. Gene Ontology annotation, biological process: rRNA processing. The coding region runs from base 65 to 1549 and encodes 494 amino acids. Gene Ontology annotation, molecular function: protein binding.